UUCAUAAUGUGAGCCGGUCGCCUGUUAAUCUUGAAUUUGAUUUUUUUCUCUCAAUCUUAUCACAGUUGUGAAAAUGGCUGCCGUUGCAGAAGCGCUUUUCUCCCGGGCCUGUAAACUCUCUUUAACGCAGGCGAGAAGUGUACACAUUUCUGCAGCAUGCUCGGCCGCAGCAUCCCAGUCGAAACCGGUCAGGAACAAAAAGUUCGCCAUCUACAGAUGGAACCCGGACAAACCAGAGGAGAAGCCUCGCCUUCAGGAGUACACGGUUGACCUGAACAAAUGUGGCCCUAUGGUUCUUGAUGCUUUGAUCAAGAUCAAAAAUGAGAUGGAUCCAACACUGACGUUCAGAAGGUCAUGCCGAGAAGGGAUUUGCGGCUCAUGUGCCAUGAACAUUGGUGGUGUCAAUACCCUAGCUUGCAUUUGCAAAAUUGACAGCUCUGAUACAACGAAGAUAUACCCUUUACCUCAUAUGUACGUCGUCAAGGACUUAGUGCCAGACAUGAACAACUUCUACGAGCAGUACACCUCAAUCCAGCCGUAUCUGCAGACCAAAGACAACAAGCCUCCUGGUGUUUCCCAGCAUCUGCAAAGUGUUGAGGAUAGGAAGAAGCUUGAUGGCUUGUAUGAGUGUAUUUUAUGCGCAUGCUGCAGCACAUCCUGCCCUUCUUAUUGGUGGAACAGCGACAAGUACCUCGGCCCGGCUGUUCUUAUGCAGGCAUACAGGUGGGUGAUCGAUUCGAGAGAUGAAAUGACUCAGGAGCGGCUGGACAAGCUUAAAGAUCCUUUUUCAGUCUUUCGAUGCCAUACCAUCCUCAACUGUACUAAAACUUGCCCAAAGGGACUGAAUCCUGCCAAGGCGAUUGCCGAAAUGAAGAAGCUUAUCUCAGGGGUGCAAAAGAAAGACGCACCCAUGAUGAAGGCCCAGUAGGUCACGUGUCAUUUCAAUCUACAAGUAUUAACAAUUAGUCACUUCAGUUUGAAGAAUAAAUUCUAACAAAGUCGAUUCUUGUUUAGCUUUUUUUUUUGGUUUCUGUGGUGGUUGUAAAUAAAGCAAUAAAAUCUCAUAAACUAGCUCAAAGUGAGCCUUUGAUAAAUAAAUGAAAAAAUGACCCUGUU
This is a messenger RNA of Cimex lectularius (bed bug), 1116 nucleotides long. It is a transcript of the gene SdhB, whose product is annotated as succinate dehydrogenase [ubiquinone] iron-sulfur subunit, mitochondrial. Gene Ontology annotation, molecular function: electron transfer activity; 2 iron, 2 sulfur cluster binding. The transcript has 6 exons. Gene Ontology annotation, biological process: aerobic respiration; respiratory electron transport chain; tricarboxylic acid cycle. The coding region runs from base 74 to 928 and encodes 284 amino acids. Gene Ontology annotation, cellular component: mitochondrial membrane. NCBI's taxonomy places the organism in Eukaryota, Metazoa, Arthropoda, Insecta, Hemiptera, Cimicidae. The record is from RefSeq and is a predicted model, not a curated record.